ACACAACAGCAAUCCAACAAAAGCAAUCGAAUCAAACAGUCACCCCUCCUGAAGUCAGUUCAGAUUGUAAUUUGUCGGAAUCUGAACUGAGAAAACAGGGCAUCGAAAACAUGGUUAAGAAGGCCAGCGAGAAACCUGCUCAGAGGAGUGAUUCGAGGUACAAGGGUGUGCGGAAGCGGAAUUGGGGGAAGUGGGUGUCCGAGAUCAGGCUACCCAACAGCAGGGACCGAAUUUGGUUGGGAUCUUACGACUCCGCCGAAAAGGCUGCGCGUGCCUUCGAUGCGGCCCUUUUUUGUUUGCGUGGUGGCACCGCGAAAUUUAAUUUUCCUGACAGUCCGCCGGACAUAGCCGGUGGGAGGUCAAUGACUCGGCCCCAGAUCCAAGCGGCGGCUGCCCAGUUCGCGAACUCAGCCCCUUCCACGAGUAUAUUGGAACAAUCAACUUCUGGGUUACAAACGGAGUGUCCGUCGCCUUCGAUUUCAAACGAGACGGUGCAGUUGGAUUUGGAAUUUGAUUUGGCGAUGGAGGGGUCGUUUAUGGAUUUUGUGAGUAUGGGUUCGGGUAAUUUCGCGUCGGAUUAUGAUAUAUUCACCGGAUUCGACGAUUUCUCGAAUUACUUCCUUGGAGCUAACUUGCUGACUACAGAAGAGGAAAAUCUGGAUUCCACAACAAUGCAGGGAUCCUUCCUUUGGAAUUUUCAGUAGCUCCGGUGGAUGGCAGCAGCGGCCGGAUUGUUAAAACGUUGGACAUUUUUAGUACUAUGUGGACUACUGCUGACAGUAACAAUUACCUCCGGAACAAUUGGAGCUGGACUUAAUUUUUUGGGCCAAUUUUUGUACGGGCCCUUGCUUUCCCAUUCAACACGUGCUAAAAAAUGAAGAUGCCGUUGAAUUUUUUUGUAGUGGAAUGGCUUCGUUUGGAGCUAUACGCACACCUUUUUUUUCUUAGUUCACUUUAUGGAAAAAUAUAAAUUUAUCAUAAAUAAAUAAUUUUAAUUUUU
Messenger RNA from Rubroshorea leprosula, 1000 nucleotides. The record is from the annotation of a GenBank genome assembly. Lineage: Eukaryota; Viridiplantae; Streptophyta; Magnoliopsida; Malvales; Dipterocarpaceae.